AUGCUUUCACCUUCAUUCCCGUCUGCGUCCCCUUCUCCGAACGACAAUGCCCGUCGUAAGACCCGACGUCGGCCCCAUACCGAACUGAAUAUCAACACAAACACUUCCUCCCUUGCCUCUCCGUCGCACAGGGAAAGGGACGGCAUUCCACAGCCGCGCACGCCGCCGCCUCACGAUUCAGAAUACCGGAGAUCUAAGUCAAAGUCAAGACCAAAGAAUACCAACAACCGGGCGCCUACAAGGCCAUCCACCUCCAACGUUUACGCGCAUGAGUCGUUUCUAGAGAACGCUACUCCCGUCGAGGACGAUAUGGCCGACCGCCUACCACCGACUAACAACAACCGCGAUUCUCACGACUUGUCGCUCUCUCCACGAAACGUUACUCGAGACUCUCUUGUGGCUAAUAUGCUCAUGUCCCUUGACCAAUUUUCUAUGGCACAGUUGAGCGACAAGUACGGCCCAUCAUCAUCCAAUCCCGGUUCGCAUUCACAUACCUUUGACGAGACCUCAUCUCAGCAUAUCGCCGCCGAGCAAACCAGAAGCUGGGUAGCCUCCAAUUCUGUCGCAGCCUCAUCCCGAUCCAACGGGCACCAAUACUCCUAUAGCUCGGACCUCGAGGGCGCAGACGAUUCCAGUCGUAUAUCUAGUCGCGGCCGACGAAGUAACAGCAGCUCCAAUUUCCAAUCCAGCUAUCCACGUCUUAAUAGUGUACGAGAGGGUCACAGAGCAGGCUCAUCGAGAGCCAUGCAUUCAAGAGGGGGCAAACCGGGCAGCAAAAGCAGCAGUACAGCUAGUGUCGAUGCUGGAUACGCUCAGGUGUUAGGGAGUCAACGUUACGGACGUGGGUUUGGGCGGUCAGCAAGCUUUGACUAUGGUCCCCAGCAGCAAUCCUCUCCAGCGCCAGCCCCAGUUAUCGAACCGUCCCCGUUUCGAGUUGAGUUCCCGAAUAGUUACAUCGACGACGACGAGUACGAUGCUGCCCCGACACCCAAUGUCCCAGGCGGCCCACGCCGGCAACCGUCGAUCCCUACGAUGUCUAAAUCCGCGUCUAUCCCACCACCGCUGCCACCAGCCCCUCUCGAGCCUCCUACCCUUGAUCACAAACGAAGCAGCCGGUCUCUGAAGAGCUCAUCGGGACGCAAAGCUGCUGCUUCGCGGGAACCGGCACCCGCCAUGCCAGCAUUGGACCUUGAUUCGGCACCUGCACCCAACGUCGGCUAUGGUAAAUCCAAGGAGGCCGUGCACAGCGGCCCAACGCCAACAUCACAUGCAGCUGCACCCGCCAAAGAGCGCCCAGGGUUUUUUAGAAGAGUGUUUGGCUCCUCGCGUAACAACUCACACAAUAGCAACGAAUCAGCAAAUACCCCAGCACCCCAGCCAACUCCUACUGUAGAUACCACCAAGGUGGCUGGUAACGCCUCGACGCCACCAUCUCGAGAUACGUCUUCAUCACAUUCUCAUCAUCCUGCCUUACAAAAGAAGCCAUCUUCUUUCUUCCGACGACGUAAGAAGUCUGUCACUGAAGACACUCCCCCAAUUCCAGCAAUGCCUACGCCGCCUAUCCCCACGGCUACACCCAACUUGGCACCACAGGAUAGAGAUCUGAACUUCCCGCCAAACCCAAGCCCUGUCAGCAGUUUACGCAAGGUUAUGAAUCCGUAUCUUCGAACUGGCCAGGGUGCACCAGGUACUUCUGGCUCUCAAGGGCCAUCUCCAUCUCCCCUUGCCGAUAUCUCUAAUAUGACACCGGAACGAGAUGAUAGGGCAAUGGACCAAGAUGAGUAUAAGAGGGAGUUCUCACCUGAUUAUUCGCCAAGCCCCAAUGCUAGAAUUAGAACCGUCAAAUCCGAGUCCAACGAUCAACUUUCGAAACGGCAUCUGGCUGACGGCACACCUUCCCGUCCACCACCUGAAAGGCCUACGAAAGCUUUUGAAUCACGGAAUAACUCUUUCCUCAAUCUUGAUGGGGGUAGUGAUAUCGAGGAUGAGCAUGGUAUAACAGGCCUCAAGUUUUCGAGUAUAUCCAAAACCAAACCAAAGCUGUCUGAAAGAAAGUCUCAGCGACCAGAGCAGUCUGACUCGGAGGAUGAACCAGACCGCGCCAACCUGGCUCUGCCUAUCGAAGGAGCUCGUGCCUCUAGUCCGGGAUCAGCUUCAACUGGGACAGAUUAUAAGUCUGCUCUCAGUGCUCCUCCCAGCGUGAGAAUUGAAAGCUCAGCAGAUCCCAGUCCCAAGGUCCUUGGCACUUUUGAUUCGAUCAAGAACAAGGGUAUUGACGAACCUGAGUUUGUCAUUGGUGACCCAACUGAAGAUGAUCGCCAGAAAGCACAGAAGAUCUACGAUGGCAAUGAGGACUUUAUCCAGAAGGAGAAAGCUGCUUCAUGGAUGGGCGAAGAAGGCCCGAUCCGACAACGGACACUGCAAGCCUACAUGGAGUUGUAUGACUUUACCAGCCAGAGCAUUGUUCAAGCUUUGCGGCAAGUGUGUGAACGAUUGGUUUUCCGAGCAGAGACGCAGCAAGUCGAUCGUAUCUUGGUGGCCUUUUCCAAGAGAUGGUGCGACUGCAACCCCAACCACGGGUUCAAGGCAACGGAUGUCAUCCACACUAUUUGCUACUCGAUUAUGCUUCUCAACACUGAUCUUCACUUGGCCGAUAUUGAGCACAAGAUGACCCGUAGCCAAUUCAUCAAGAACACCAUGGCAACCAUCUUGCAGGCCGUUGACGAAUCAGCGCCUGAUGCUUUCCAACGUUCGAGUAUUCUUCCAGAUAAGAACGGCUUCUCAAAUGGAGACAACCAACCUACCGAACAAGAGAAGAAAUCUUUCAGAAACUCUUUCAGGCCACCGGCUCGUGCUGACUCUGGUACUCUGCCUGGAGAAGGCAUUGAAGAUUGUGGGCCCUUAGUCAAGUCACGCUUUAGCGGAACCAGAAAGGCUUGGGAGGAACAGAUAGAAACUGUUCUCAAAGGCAUUUACAACUCUAUCAGAGAUGAACGGCUGCCAUUGUUCGGUGCUGAAUCUGAAAAGAACGCCACCUUGCAGCCUUCCAAUAGUGGAGGUCUUUCUGUAAUGGGAAUGCUCAAGAGAACUCCGAGUGUCCUUAGCAAGGCUCCCUCGGAGAGCCAAUUGUCUGUUCGUGGUCGUAUCAAUGAGAAUGGCAAAGCCAACUCGGCUAGAUGGGCUUCAAAGAGUCGAUCACGCGCUGCUAUGAGUCGUAACGGCUUCUCUUCCAGCCGGACUAGUUUUGACGACGGAAAUUCGUUGUGGAGUCCCACAGGCUCCUCAGCUACUUGGAGCCGUUACUCCCUAGGCAGGACCCAAACAUCCGUAUCCCAGGAUUCUUUUGGCUCAGCUCUUCGUGGCGAUUACCAACAAUCAAUUGGCUUUGCUAACGCGCUGAGUCAAGCUAUCAUCCGAGAUGAGGAAAUUUAUGGGGAUGGAGCUCCCUCUAUCAUGAGCUCGGAUCUUCCCGCCACACAGCUCCUUGAAGAUGAGUCGCUCGAACUUGCCGGACCUCCAUGGGUCAAGGAAGGAAUGGUAACCCACAAGCAUCAUCUGGAUGGCGUGGACAAGAAGGCCAAAGCCAGGAACUGGUCAGAGGUCUUUGCUGUGAUCCAGAAGGGACAGCUAAAUCUGUUCUCCUUCCAACCAAACAAAUCUGUUCGCGCGAAGAACCGUGGCAGAAAUCCCCGCGGAGGACCUGUUCUUGUUGGUGGUGGCAAUUGGCAAGACAACGCAACGAAUCUGGGCUGCUAUAACCUUCGACAGACUCUCGCGUCCACCCUCCCACCACCUGGUUACUCAAGAGCUCGACCACAUGUGUGGGCUUUAAGCCUCCCUAACGGCGCGGUUCACCUAUUCCAAGUGGGCACACCCGAGAUUUGCAAGGAAUUUGUUACGACUGCAAACUAUUGGAGUGCUCGAUUGAGUACCCAUCCAUUGACUGGUGGUAUAAGUAACAUCGAGUAUGGAUGGAGCGAGGCCAUCGUCAAUAACGCAUUGGUAUCGGCCAUCAACGAGACAGCACCAGGCAAAACUUCGCGCCCCGGAAGCAGCGCAGCACACCACCGAAAAUCGAGUGCCAACAGUGGAAGCUUCCGAGGAUCAAGCUUCGAUCAUGUCGCAGGUGCUUUCACCAACAACAGUGGACGUGGCAAGCUCCCAGGCGAUCGUAUUCACAUUGCGGAAUGGGCGCCUCCUACCCAGAGCAUGCGUCCCAGCAAUCAACCAGAAGCCGAACAACUUCAGACUUUGGAUACAUACGUCAAGGGAAUUGAGGCAGAGCUUCAGUCGCAUAACCGGCUCCGCAGCCCCAUGCUUCUGGCAUUUACUCCUAGAGGCAGCAAUGCCGUGAAGGCCAUGGCCAACUGGGAGCGCAAGAGCGCAUAUUUACUCCGCGAGAUCGUCAAGUUCACAACAUAUGUGGACUGCCUUCAGCAAGCUGAGUCAAGGAAGCAAGAGAUUUACCAUGAGAGAGACCUAGCGCAACGAGCUGCGCGAGGUGAACUCAGCGAAGGCGACAUGGACGUCAGCAGCGACGAUGAAGGAGAUUUAACACUGAGACCCUAA
Fusarium coffeatum is the source of this 4569-nucleotide messenger RNA. RefSeq lists its product as uncharacterized. NCBI's taxonomy places the organism in Eukaryota, Fungi, Ascomycota, Sordariomycetes, Hypocreales, Nectriaceae. The transcript has a single exon. Gene Ontology annotation, biological process: regulation of ARF protein signal transduction. The record is from RefSeq and is a predicted model, not a curated record. The coding region runs from base 1 to 4569 and encodes 1522 amino acids. Gene Ontology annotation, molecular function: guanyl-nucleotide exchange factor activity.